CUCUCUCUCUCUCUCCUCUCAAUAAUGUCAUAACAACACCGCGAGGGGAGACAGAGGGUGCUGAAGCACUUGGCGAUCCCCCUCUGCUCUCGCCACCAUCCAUCUCUCCCUCCCUCUUUCUCUCUCUAGCGCGCGCUCUCUCUCUAGCUCGAGCUCGAGCCGUUUCGCCGCCGCGCGAAGCGCCCGACGCCGAUUCCAUCCCGCCCCGCGCGCCGGCGACGAUCCAAAUGCGGCCUCCCUCGAUCCGCCCCGUCGCCAAUCCGCAAUAGUCCCCCGCCGGCGCCGGCGCCGCUGCUGAUUGGCCUCCUCCUCGGCGUGAAUCUCCGGCCCCCCCGCCGGCGCGCCGGCUUCCGGCGGCUGCUGCUGCUGCUGCUGCUGCUUCUGCUUCCUCCUCGUCAUCUUCCUCUUCUCCGGUUUUUUGUUUUCUUCCUGUUUCUCCCGGCCCUGCUCCUGCCUUGAAUCCGCCGCGAGCUUCCUUCCCUCCCCCGGCGGCGGAUCGAUUCCCGAUGGCUGCGUCCACGGUCGCGUCGCCGCUCUGCACGUGGCUCGUCGCGGCUUGCAUGUCGGUGUCGUGCGAGAGGGACGGCGCGGCGAAGAGGCCGGCUUCGUGCGGGUUCUCGGGGAGGAGGAGGCGGAGGCUUCCCGUGCCGGAAUGUAGUCGCGGCGGCGGCGGCGGUGGGAGCGCCUCGUCGUUCGGCCUGGUGAGCUCUUGCCUGGCCUUCGAGCCCUGCAGCGAGUUUUACAGCUCGCGAGCGGCGUCGUCCUUGGGAUUCUUCGGCGAGAGUGGAUUCGCAUCGCUUUUCGGAUCGAGGAAUCGCCAGAUGAAUCGAAGGCAGAGGCGUCUGAAUCGCGCCCCCGGUUCAGGUGAAGUCAUGGCUGUGGCAGUGCAAGCUGCGCCAGAGUUUGUCACGAAGAAGAAACCUGUGACAAAGCAAAGACGUGUAGUUGUUACAGGGAUGGGCGUCGUAACCCCACUUGGUCAUGAUGUGGACACUUUCUAUAACAAUUUGCUUGAAGGUGUUAGUGGCAUAAGUGAGAUAGAGACCUUCGACUGUUCUGAGUUUCCGACGAGGAUUGCUGGGGAAAUCAAAUCAUUUUCAACGGAUGGAUGGAUAUCACCAAAACUUUCUAAAAGGAUGGAUAAAUUCAUGCUUUACAUGCUCACUGCCGGAAAGAAGGCCUUAGCAGAUGGUGGAAUCACAGAAGACGUAAUGAAUGAGUUAGACAAAACUAGAAGUGGCGUUCUGAUUGGCUCCGCAAUGGGGGGCAUGAAGGUAUUUAAUGAUGCCAUUGAAGCUUUGAGGAUUUCAUAUAGAAAGAUGAAUCCCUUUUGUGUACCUUUCGCUACUACAAACAUGGGAUCUGCUAUGCUUGCAAUGGAUCUGGGAUGGAUGGGACCGAAUUACUCAAUAUCUACAGCAUGUGCGACAAGCAACUUUUGUAUAUUGAAUGCAGCAAACCAUAUAAUAAGAGGCGAAGCUGAUGUCAUGCUUUGUGGUGGUUCUGAUGCAGCAAUAAUUCCUAUAGGUUUGGGAGGUUUUGUUGCUUGUCGAGCACUAUCGCAAAGGAAUGAUGAUCCCACCAAAGCUUCCCGACCAUGGGAUAUGAAUCGUGAUGGAUUUGUCAUGGGAGAAGGAGCUGGUGUGCUGCUCUUAGAGGAAUUAGAGCAUGCUAAGGAGAGGGGUGCGGAUAUCUAUGCAGAGUUUCUUGGUGGAAGUUUUACUUGUGAUGCCCAUCACAUAACUGAGCCUCGCCCAGAUGGGGUUGGCAUCAUUCUGUGCAUAGAGAAUGCCCUAGCUCAGGCUGGGGUGUCCAAGGAAGAUGUAAAUUACAUCAAUGCUCAUGCUACAUCCACUAUGGCGGGAGACAUUAUGGAGUACCAAGCUCUUACUCGUUGCUUUGGCAAGAAUACAGAGUUGAGAGUGAACUCUACGAAGUCUAUGAUUGGUCACCUCCUUGGAGCAGCUGGUGCAGUAGAAGCUGUUGCAGCAGUUCAGGCAAUAAGGACAGGGUGGGUCCAUCCAAAUGUUAACCUGGAAUCACCAGCUGAUGGAGUGGACACGAGUGUGCUAGUCGGUCCAACAAAGGAGAGAGUGGAUGUCAAGGUUGCCUUAUCUAAUUCAUUCGGUUUUGGUGGCCACAACUCCUCGAUCUUAUUUGCUCCUUACAAAUAAUUUGGCUACUCCAAGUACCUUCGAUAUUUCUAGAGCUACCGCGGCCAAAUGGCAUCUCAUAGGCGCGCUACUUCCUGGCUGAUCGGUCGCACGUGGUCAUGUAUAAUUUGCUCGGUACAGCUGGGGGAUGCAGCAAAAGCCUUUACAGCCAUCUGUAGCAUGAGGUCGAUACUCAGGAUUCGCUAAUUGCUCAAUACUUUUCUGCUAUCAUUUUUCGCUAGAAUUAUUUGUUUCUAGUCAUCGGUGUUAGCCAUAGCGGGCCUUCAUUAGAGCCCACCGAACCACAGCAAGCCCGCAAUCAUUUAGCGCCGCUGUACAAGUAGAUGGCUCCUCAAAAAAUGUUUCACCUACUCGGUUUUUCAGUAACGGAUCAGAUACUUAGCUGUUAGUCGAUUUUUGCUGAAGUUUUCAUGACGACCUCGGACAAAUUUUGUCGUUUGAUGAGGCAACUAGCGACUCCAUCGUUGAGCGGGUUCU
Eucalyptus grandis is the source of this 2651-nucleotide messenger RNA. Its product is annotated as 3-oxoacyl-[acyl-carrier-protein] synthase II, chloroplastic. NCBI's taxonomy places the organism in Eukaryota, Viridiplantae, Streptophyta, Magnoliopsida, Myrtales, Myrtaceae. The transcript is spliced from 14 exons. The coding region runs from base 507 to 2174 and encodes 555 amino acids. Gene Ontology annotation, molecular function: 3-oxoacyl-[acyl-carrier-protein] synthase activity. The record is from RefSeq and is a predicted model, not a curated record. Gene Ontology annotation, biological process: fatty acid biosynthetic process. Gene Ontology annotation, cellular component: chloroplast stroma.